CUUCCCCUUCUCCACCUUAAGGCGAGCAGCAGCAGCAGCGACCAAUCACCAUGCCAUUACAGCCUUCAGAGGAAGCUGUUUAUGGGACUGCAGCGCUAAUUAGGCUCAUGAACUAACAAAUCUGCCUGCACGAAGCCGGCGAGGAAAACGAUCACAUCCAUGGAUUAGUCUGGGAGUAGCCGAGCGCUUUUUAUUUUUUGGCUUUCUCGACACUGCCGCCCUUUUUUCUCAACUUAAUUCCAGCGCAGAAACUUUCCCCCUUUUUUGGGUGUGGAGUAUUUUUUAAGCAAGAGCGCCUGUGACAACUUCAACCUAAACUGGGGAAUCUGGACUAUCAGACCAUGUUUCAACCCACACCCAAGAGGUGUUUUACUAUAGAGUCUUUAGUGGCGAAGGAUAAUCCGGUACCGGCGUCCCGCUCCGAGGAGCCCAUCAGGCCGGCGGCUCUCAGCUAUGCAAACUCCGGCCAAAUGAAUCCUUUUCUGAACGGUUUUCACUCCGGCGGCAGGGGCGUCUACUCGAAUCCGGACUUGGUGUUUGCCGAGGCGGUCUCUCAUCCGCCAAACUCCGCUGUCCCGGUGCAUCCGGUGGCCCCGCCUCACGCUUUGGCUCACCCGCUUUCGUCCCCACACAGUCCGCACCCGCUUUUUGCCAGCCAGCAAAGGGACCCCUCAACUUUCUACCCCUGGUUAUUACACAGAUAUAGGUACUUGGGUCACAGAUUUCAAGGUAAUGAAACGAGUCCAGAGAGCUUCCUUUUGCACAACGCGCUGGCAAGAAAGCCCAAAAGAAUCCGGACUGCUUUUUCACCUUCGCAACUCCUGCGGCUCGAACACGCGUUUGAGAAAAACCAUUACGUGGUGGGAGCAGAAAGAAAGCAGCUCGCCCACAGCCUUAGCCUCACAGAAACUCAGGUAAAAGUGUGGUUUCAGAACCGGAGGACGAAGUUCAAGCGGCAGAAGUUGGAGGAGGAGGGCUCGGAGUCUCAGCAGAAGAAAAAAGGAUCGCAUCACAUAAACCGGUGGAGACUGGCGACUAAACAGGCGAGCCCAGAGGAAAUUGAUGUCACUUCGGACGAUUAAAACAGACUUUACACACACGCAUAUAUAUAGAAGCUUCUGAAUGAAGGAGGACAUGGAUAAAUGAUGCCGUGUAAAGACAGUAAGAGGGUACAAAGCCAAUGUCAGAUUUCAGAUCUCCGGAGGUCGGCAGCUGAGGGGUGAGAGUAAUCCGGCUGGCGCUGCUUUCACCAGGCGUGUCUGUCAAUCCAAAUGACCCAGGAAAGCGUGAUUGUUAAGAGUCACAGUCCACCUACCUGAACCCUUCCAACUACCACCACUUCAAACCCUCACACCAACCUAAUUAUAUAUUUUUUUCCUCCCCAAUUCACAAUGGACGUUUGCACUUCAGAAGUUUUCUUUAUUUUUUAUUUUUAUUUUUUAAAGCAAAAGAGAAAGUUUCCACUCCAAGAUACCAAAACACCAAACUGCUUUUUGUAAAAGUUGAAUUGCAUGGUAUAGUAUUUUCCUGGUAGUUGUUUUAAUUUGACAAAAUUUUCUCAAACCAAGAAAAAAAAUCUGUUUUUGUUUUUAACUCUAUUUUCAAACUGAGACAUGUCGUGCUUCUUCCUUUUUACAAAGUGUGCAGUCUUUAAUUAAUGAUUCUCGUGUAAAAGUGAUUGUGAAAACAUAUGAAGUAGCGGUGAUGCGUUAUGGUGUUUUCUUUUUCUUUCUUUUUUUAAGUAAAGAGAAACUAAAUGAAUUUGGCUAAAUAUUUAAAUAUAAAUCUUUCUUAAAAAAAAAGGUGAAUCAGACCACAGAUCCAGGACUUAAAGGGACGGUAUCAGGACAUUCCUUUAUUCUAAAGCUUUACCAAUAAUGAGUCGCUGUGGCCCCGUUCAGCCUUCUGUCAGGACUUGACCCUCCAGUGAAAGUUGCAACGAAGGACUAAGUGCAAGAAUUGACAGAAAAAAGAAAAAAAAGGGGGAAAAAACUUCAAGCACUGAGCGUAUUCCAUGUACAGAAAUGCUAAAAGUUAAUGUUUCUGUUAAACCCUCUUUUACAGAAUGUAAAUAAUUUUUGUGUUUGUGUUAAGUUUGCUACAAUUUUAACAAAAAGUAUACUUCCAAGAAGUAUGUAAUUGUCAAUAUUUUGUCAAUAA
This is a messenger RNA of Melanotaenia boesemani (Boeseman's rainbowfish), 2160 nucleotides long. It is a transcript of the gene emx2, whose product is annotated as empty spiracles homeobox 2. Gene Ontology annotation, molecular function: DNA binding; DNA-binding transcription factor activity, RNA polymerase II-specific. Gene Ontology annotation, biological process: brain development; central nervous system development; neuron differentiation. The record is from RefSeq and is a predicted model, not a curated record. NCBI's taxonomy places the organism in Eukaryota, Metazoa, Chordata, Actinopteri, Atheriniformes, Melanotaeniidae. The transcript has 3 exons. Bases 342 to 1082 code for a protein of 246 amino acids.